AUGGAUGACUUACUGAAUUUCGAUCUUACGAGUAACGUUUACAAUGAGAAUAAAAAAAAGGAUUCUUUAGAGAUAAUAAAUAAUUCAAAUAGCCCUGUUUCUGUAUCUAAUCCUAAGAAACCUCACAGUACUAAACAAUCCUCAGAUAUGAGAAGAACUCAUGAUCCUUUUGCUAAUCUCUUUCAAAAAAAGAAUGAAAGCAAGAAUACUUCUUUAAAUGAAUUGGAAAGAAAAACACCACAAACACCACAAACUUUGGAAUCUCCCUCCCCCAAUUCCUCGAUCAGUCAUGACCCUUACAGUAAUCUUGAUGUUCUCCAUCGGUUACCUAAAACUGAAACAAGACUUUCUGAUGAUGAUAACAAAGCAAACGAUGUUUCUUUAAGUGUUCUGGACUCAAAUUUGAAUGCAUUUGAAAGUUUUCAAUUGCAAGAUGAAGAUAGUUUAAUUAAGCAACGUCCUUCGUCGCCUGAAAAACAAACCACUCCCGAAGCACCAGAAAUUAAAGACAAAGAAAUUGGACAUUAUGUUCCUGAAACUUCUUUAACAAACAACCCUUCACCGCUUUCGGGCGGUGAUUAUUAUGCUCAACUCCGCGCAAUGGGAUUUCCCGAUACUCUUAGCAGAUCUGCUCUACAACAAACUGGAUCUUUACAGGAAGCUAUAGAUUAUAUUUUGGAGCAAGAGCCCAGGUCUCCUCAAAAUCAGACCUCCAACUCAGUAUCCAACAACGAACAAUAUUACUCUGAUAAAUUGUCCGAAUUACAGCAAGUAUCUAACCAGAUUAAAGAUCAAUUCUUCACCAAGGCAACCGAUUUAUGGAACGUUGGACGUCAAAAAUUGAGAACUGCCGUGGAAGAAAGAAAAGCAUUGAAGAAUCCAAACCAGCCUCGGUGGAUGACGGGGGAAUAUGUAUCUGAUGAUUUCGAUAACCACAAUCCUAGAAUACCAGCUCCAGAUAGGUCUAGUGAAGCUGCGUCAACAAUAGAGCUCAAUUUAGACAUCCCGCUUUCGAAUAAUGAGCAUGUAAACGUUAUGCCUGCCGAGACUGUACCCGAAAAAGACCAUCAAAAUGUUGACGAAUUUAAUGAUAACUUAUUCUCCUCUUUAAUAGAAAUACCAAAUGAAACAAUAAACCAUCAGAAGGUAGAACCUUCUCUUGAUAUUCAGCAGACACAUGGCGAUUCAUCGUCUUCUCAUCAUUGGGAAUCGGAUCAUACUAACAAAAAAUCGGCGUUAGAUAUCCAAAGAGAAGAAGUCGAUAUUGACUCUAUGUCACUGUCUAUUAUCGAGCAAGGUCAGACAGAAGGUAAUGAUUGCUUCCACAAAGGAGACUUUAACCAGGCAAUUAAUAUCUUUAGAAAAACUUUGUCUCAUAUUCCUGAGGGUCAUACUCGCUCUAUACCACUCUUAUGCAAUAGAAGCUUAUGUUACAUGAAGAUUGGUGAUAUACGGAGCAGUCUUCAAGAUUCCCAAAAAGCAUUGGAUAUUAUAGGACAAGGAAAGGGCGAAGGUGAAUUUAUAAACGAAAAGAGCAUGAAUGAGUACUACGUGAAAAGUAUGAUUCGGAAAGCUCAAGUCUUCGAGCAACUAGAAAAGUACCAAUCAGCUCUAGAGGUUUGGUCAGAUUUACUAUCCAAUGGCAGAGUUACCAAUCUGUAUUUGGAGGGAAAACGUCGGUGUGAACGAGCACUUGGUCGACAACCUUCACAGGCAAAUUCGAUGAAUACUACGUCGAAAUCUACCAACCGGAAAUCGCUGGAAUUACCAAAGACUUCAGGAAGAUUAACUGAAUAUCGUGACAAGCAAAAACAGGCUGAAAAAAUCGAUGAAGAGAAAAACCAAUUACGUGAACCAGUUCAGCAGCUCAUCAACAGAUGGAAAAGUGGUAAAGAAGGAAACAUUAGAGCUCUUUUAUCAUCUAUGGAUACGAUUUUGUGGCCGGAAUGCCGUUGGAAACCAGUGUCCUUGGCAGAUUUGGUUUUGACUAAACGUGUCAAGAUCGCAUACAUGAAGGCUAUAUCAUGCGUGCACCCUGACAAACUCCCUCAACAAGCAACUGUUGAACAACGUCUAAUUGCUGAAUCUGCUUUUAGCAAUCUUAAUGAAGCUUGGGAUAUAUUUAAACAACAAAAUCAACUUUAG
This is a messenger RNA of Schizosaccharomyces octosporus yFS286, 2145 nucleotides long. Its product is annotated as UBA/TPR/DNAJ domain-containing protein Ucp7. NCBI's taxonomy places the organism in Eukaryota, Fungi, Ascomycota, Schizosaccharomycetes, Schizosaccharomycetales, Schizosaccharomycetaceae. Gene Ontology annotation, cellular component: intracellular membrane-bounded organelle; vesicle; cytoplasm. Gene Ontology annotation, molecular function: clathrin binding. The transcript has a single exon. The record is from RefSeq and is a predicted model, not a curated record. Gene Ontology annotation, biological process: clathrin coat disassembly; clathrin-dependent endocytosis. The coding region runs from base 1 to 2145 and encodes 714 amino acids.